Pseudogymnoascus destructans is the source of this 482-nucleotide messenger RNA. RefSeq names its product Cytosolic copper metallochaperone (gene ATX1). Bases 136 to 438 code for a protein of 100 amino acids. The transcript has 2 exons. Gene Ontology annotation, cellular component: cytosol. The record is from RefSeq and is a predicted model, not a curated record. Gene Ontology annotation, biological process: copper ion transport. Gene Ontology annotation, molecular function: copper chaperone activity; metal ion binding. NCBI's taxonomy places the organism in Eukaryota, Fungi, Ascomycota, Leotiomycetes, Thelebolales, Thelebolaceae.
UAGGGUUUUUUUGGUAUAUCCUAUACUAUUAUACACGUACAUACACACACGAACAGCAUCUUCUUCGAAUACAUACCUCUUGUGAUAACUCUACGAUAGAAGAAACGAUACCCCGCGAUUCAUACCAAGAACGAAAUGGCUGACGUAACACCCGCUGUCGCUGCGCCGGCGGAGACACAGACUGAGGGCGCUGAGCACACCUACAAGUUCAACGUCAGCAUGUCGUGUGGUGGGUGCUCUGGAGCUGUGAACCGCGUGCUGGGGAAGCUGGAUGGUGUAAAAUCCUACGACGUCUCCCUCGACACCCAAACCGCCACCGUCAUCGCCUCCCCCACCCUCGAGUACGACACCGUCCUCCGCGCAAUCGCCAAGACAGGGAAGAAAGUCAACAGCGGCGAGGCAGACGGAGAGAGCAGGAGCGUCGAGGUCGUUGCUUAGAUUCUGCGAACGGCGGGAUAACGGGGGGGGGGGGGAAUGGGCGU